CAGCCCAACGAAUGACGUCAGGUUGGUCUUUGGUCAGGUUGUUCAUGGCGUACAGGGCAUAGUGUUGUGAAUUAUUGACUUUGUUCAAGUUUCGAGUGAUUUCGGGAUAAAUAGAAGUUGUUAUGAAAAUCAUGGCGUAUUACUUGAUCCUUGUUGUCGGGCUUGUUGUUUGUUUUAUGACAGGUACAAACGCAGUCCGUUGUUACCAAUGCAGUAGUGACGCAGACGCUGAUGGUGAAGAUCUCUGUGGCGCCUACCGAAGAUUCGACAAGACUAAAAACAUAGCAAUUGACUGUAAUGACGAGGACUCCCACAUGCCCGGCACAUUUUGCGUCAAGGAGGUUCGCCAGGGUCUCCGUGGCUACGUUUGGGAUGGACGUUGGCGUCAAGUAAUACGCAGAUGUGCAUCAGUAGCUAGUACUGGGGUAACCGGAGUAUGCAAUUGGGGAGUUUAUGACAACGGUGUAUAUUGGGAGGAAUGCUACUGCUCCGACGACUCGUGCAAUGCUGCCGCAAUAAUUUCAUCAAAUUUUAUUCUGCUAGUUUUAUUGUUCGUUCUACCAUCGAUAUACAUGUUCACGUAGGAGAUUGAAUAAGAAUUCCAUCGUUGAAUAUAUUCCAAAAAGAAGAGAAGGGGGAGAAGGAUGAGUGGAUGGAGAGAAGAAUACGGGAGUUAUUUCCCAAUAAUUGAUACGAUUUUCCGUGAGAAAUAAUUGAACAUUUGAUUUCUGCUAAACUUCUCCCCGGCAUACACUGAGAAAAAUAGUUGUUUGAGAAGUACGUCUCUACUUGUAUGAAGAAACUCAUUGCUUGAAAAUCACCAAGAAAAGAAUAUCUUACACUAAGGAAAAAAAACUUUUGUUAAGAGAUUUUGUGCUUGGCCGAAAAAUAAGGAGAAAUUGGUCCACAACAAUAAAGCGAAUCACCGAAACACGGCAAGUGGUUUUUGCAUGAGAAUAUUUUGUAUUUGAGACUAAAAAACUAUUGUGUAAAUUGAUUAAACAAGCCUUGCUUUUAGAAAUCACUUUCUUGACAAGUUUUUUCUCAGUAUAAGAUAUUUUUUUGUUAACAAUGUUUGAACCCUGAAUUUCGUGAUACAAAUAAAGACGUACUUCUGAAAAAACUUUUUCAGUGUAACGGUUAUCAAUUCGGUUUAAUUGAAGUUAUUUUUCUUUCUUUUGAAAUCACUCCAUUUGGGAAAUUAUGCGCCUUGCAGCGCUUCACUCUCCCGUCACGCGGAUCGAUCUAUGAAGUCUGGAAAUGAAAAUUGUUCUAUUUCAUAUAUUUCAAGUAAUUUUUUAAAAAUCAAAGUUCCCUUUUCUAGGCCUCCUACACACUUCAAAAUUAUAUAUCAUAUUUUUAGAGUUUUUCUAGAGCUUAAACAAUGUUAUUGCAAACAACUUUUUAAAUGUAGAUUAAUUGCAUGAAGACUUCUUGAUUCCCAUAGAAACUUAUUUCCUGUAACUCGACCGCUCGGAGACUCCGUACUAAAAAGCGAGUUGCGUUCAUCCUAGGCGGGAAGCAUGAUUCACUCUUUGAUCAGCAUCAUUUAAUUCAAUUUUUUUCAAGGAAUGUUAAAUUAUUAUAAUGGUUGACAUUCAUAAAACCUCAACUCAAGUUUAACUCUUAAACUUGAUCAUUAGAUCCGUCAGCAUGAAUACAAUGCCUCCCAACGGCGUUAAACAAUGCUAAAUAUUAUUGAAAACGUUGGAAACUUCUAAAGUAACUUCAAGAAUCAUUUAAUUUCUUUAUUUUAUUCAUUCAACAUUAAUAUCACCAAAAACUCCAGUAUUCUUCUCCCGCCAGCGAAGAAAAAAAUCUAUGGUGGGAAGCUACCAAGAAUUGAAAUAUAACAAUUGAAGUAUAAGAGUCUUGGUGUGUCCUCAUUGUUCAAAGAACAAUUGUUCUCAUUGUUCGAAGAAUAAUGAGAAGGGGAGAUUGAACUCAUGAAAUAUCUGAAGAGUAACGAUGCAAUACAGACAGAGAUUUGAAGGGGUCCCCUCAGUAGGGCAAAACGGCGAUGGGCGUGCGGGUGAGUGGAUCGUAAAAUGGUUAAAUUAGUGAAAUUAUUUUCGAGAGAGAUGAAAUAUCAAACAUGGCGUACGUUGAAUAGUGAGACAUCACGCCUAUUAUUUUUAUCGUUAAUUUAUUUAACAAAUUAGCCGCAAAACUCGAUGAGACUGCAUUCCCUUAUUUUUGAGAGUUUAAUAUAGAUAAUUAUAGCUUCCUUUGUUGUCUAGCACAUUGUCGUUUUGUAGCGAAAAUUACUGAGAAAAGACCCCUUAAAGCUUCGCCCGAAUAGUUAAAUGCAUGGAGACGGAGCUUUAAGGGCCAGUUUUUGGUUAACUUAACCAGCGUUAAAACCUCGAUUAAAGUGAAGGCUAAGAUCUCUGAUUGGUUGAACUCGGUGGUGGGGGGGCUCUUAAUCGUGGUUAACUUAACCAGCGUUAAAACCUCGGUUAAAGUGAAGAUUAAGAUCUCUGAUUGGUUGAACUCUGUGGUGGGGGGGCUUUUAACCGUGGUUAACUUAACCAAAAAACUGGCCCUGAGACAGUUUCAAAUCCUUUUCCCUUCGGUCAUCUUUUACAUUCAAUGGAAUCAUCUUUUACAACCCCGCGAUCAAAUGUAUAUAAUUAAAUCCAAGUACUAGGUUAAAUUAAGUAUUUUUUCAAUGAAACCGUCCAUUUUUAUAGACUUUGUUUUAAGGAGAAAUUUUGAUAACGAUCUAUUAUUGUACUCUUUUCGUAAACGUUUUUAUGAUUUUCGGGCAAAUGGUAAAGAAAGAGAUCCCUUUAAACUUUCGAAUUGAAUGUAAGACAAACAAAUGACUUUUUCUUUAGUUCGUAAAAUUGUUGAUAGAAGAGGUCUUUUGAAGUUUAUUGAACCCAGUGGUUUCAGAGAUAUUGUAGGAGUGAGAGAUCAAUUCAAUAAGAGUAGUUUGCUACAUAGAUCCAGAAACCCAGUACAGAUUAAUUCUCAAAUAUCGGCAAAACUAGUGGGUUUAUAGAGAAACGUCAAAUGACCUUAUUUGUAGUUGACAAUAUGCUCUACGAGAAAAAUUUUCUAAUAAAUCUCCUAAACCCGUUUUUCUUCGAGAUAGCGAUCCUUUGACCAUUUCUCUAACAGAAUAAUUGAUUGAUCCACUCGUUAGGGAUCAUUUAUUAUUUGGAAUGCUGAAAUAUUAGUGAUUUCAUGCAGCUUCCGCCGAAUCCCAUUUUUUAACUAUUGAGUAACAAAUGUUAAGUACAUAAGUUAGUACAAAUAUAGUAAUACUGCAGUAUAAAAGAUUUAACUGCCUUGAGUGCAAACUUCAUUACAAUUUUAUAAAUGAAAGUGGAAUAAAUUUUUACAAAUAACACGUUGUUUGUACAAUAUUAA
Diachasma alloeum is the source of this 3378-nucleotide messenger RNA. RefSeq lists its product as uncharacterized. Lineage: Eukaryota; Metazoa; Arthropoda; Insecta; Hymenoptera; Braconidae. The record is from RefSeq and is a predicted model, not a curated record. Gene Ontology annotation, biological process: regulation of synaptic transmission, cholinergic; sleep; positive regulation of voltage-gated potassium channel activity. The transcript has 3 exons. Bases 123 to 584 code for a protein of 153 amino acids.